AUGGAUUCCCGAGAUUCUGCGGACGAGGGAGACGUGGGAAGUCUGGACACCUUGAAGGCGCUAACGGAGAAACUGAGGUUGGACACUCGCAGACCGUCUUAUUUGGAGUGGCAGGAGAGGCUCCGCACUGGACUGUGGAAGGACCAAAAUCCUCCCGCAGCUUCACCCAAAAGGGACCCCGACGGGCUUGCAGCUUUAACGCGCUUUGACGUCGGCGCCCACAACAUCUGUGGCUUUGAGACCAUUGAUGACGCCUUGCAGUUUCUCAGAAAAGAGCUGAGGGAGAUGCAAGACCAGGACAACCAUCUGGCCCGUCAGCUGAUUCGCCUCCGUGGGGAGAUCAACAAGCUGAAAGUGGAGCAGGUGUGUGAGCGGCACAAGGAAAUGCUGGACAAUGCCACGUACGAGCUGGAGGAGUGCGGCGAGGAGUCGGAUCUGCUGUGCGACAUCCCCAUGAAGGCCACGUUCGCUCUGUCCACCCCGCUGAAGCACCUGGGCCUCACCAAGAUGAACAUCAACUCCAGACGUUUCUCACUGUGUUAAAGCCCAACUCCUUCCUCUCAAUGAUAAGUAUUCGUUCUGCUCGACUUCCAUCAAGUACUGAGGCCCAUUUACUCUUUGGGAGGUCUGCACUGUAAACAAAACGAAACAUUGCUGUAAACUAUUUGCUGUAUGCACAAUUGUGUGACAUACAUGGGGAGUGCUUACACAAAUGCACCAUGACACUGGAUCCACCCACUUUGUCAAACACUGCACUCUUUAUAAGCUACAACUACACAAACAAAUGAAAGUAAUUUUUUUUUAAAUAAUGUUUUUUUUUUGGGGGGGUGUAACUUUUAAAAUGCAUUGCAUCAUACUUGCCAUACUUGGCUCUUAACCGGUAGCUACAUAAAGUAAUCCAAUAUUUCAAGCACACCCAAGAUAAUAAGCAGGCUAAAUUAACGCCUCUUGUGCAAACUGAGUUUGAAUCCCUGCUCAAAUUUUAUUGUGAAGUCGUUCUCCACUUGCUUACCAAAAACAGGAUGACUGACUACUCUCAAUUAUGCUGGUGUGAGUUUGAUUCUACUGGCGGCCAAAGUCAGGAUAAGCUCCAGCUUCCCAUCACCCUGAACAAGAUUGCAGUGAAGUGGUGUAGAAAAUGGAUGCAUAGUUAGUGCAGACAUUCGGAACAAUAAUUGUGUGUAAGUUUGCUUUUGCUUUGUCAAAUUUGAUCAGGCGAAGGUUCCGAGAGACAGAAAAGAGUUGGAUUCACAAAGAAUUCUUAAUGAUCUAUUAUACACAUGUAGAAUAAUGUAACACCUGUAUUUUGCUCAGGCAUGACACAUUUACACGUAUGUAUUCAGUGGUGUGCAGUAUUUUGAAGAAAACAAAGUGGUGAAUGUCACUUUAUAAUUUGCAUAAGAAUACAAAUUAUUAAUGAGGGGGAAGUUUUACGGUCACAGAUCGUGAUAUCAUUACAAUAAUGCAGCUUUAGCUAUGUGAUCUGACACCUGCAUUUUGGCAUCUGUUCUUAAAGGGGAAAUCCACUGGUUUGCAUGAACAAUAUAUCCAAUAGGUCAUGUAAUAUGUACUCUAUUUUGACAAUAUGAUGUUAAAUCCUCUCUCAUUCAAUAGUGUUUUGAGAAGAUUAUUUUCGACAAUCACAAAUUUUCAGGUACGCUGCCAUUUUCGCGAGUCACAUGACCUACGUGGGCGGAUGUGACGUGUUACGUGCCACAACAAAGGCUCGAUUACAUAUAAGAAAUAGCAGUAUCAGUUGAUGAAGACGGAGGAAUACUUCCAUAGACAGCCAUGAGCGGCUCGGCCGCUCGGCUGUAAAUAAUGUUGGAUAUUCGGAUGGUUCUUCGGGCGGAAUGACACGGAGUCUGACGAGCUUGCGCCGCGGCUGAGCGAGCUCACGGCUCAGCGGGAAGCGAGCUCAUGGCUCCGCCGCUCGGUGGAGUGAGCUCCCUGGCCGAGCGAGCUCAGAGCUCCGCCACUCUGUAUGGAAGUAUUCCUCUGUCUUCCCGAUGAACCGAUACUGCUAUUUCUUCAUCAGAUGAGGAUAAAUCUGAGAAAUCAGGGCUGGGUAUAAUGGUAUCCCAGGUUAUUGAGCGUUUGGAAUGGCACGUAACACGUCACAUACACCCACGUAGGUCAUGUGACUCGUAAAAAUGGUAGCACCCCUGAAAAUUUGUAAUUGUCGAUAAAAAUCUUCUCAAAACAGUAUUAAAUUAGAGAGGAUUUAACAUCACAUUGUAAAGAUAGAGUACGUAUUACAUGACCUAUUGGAUACAUUGUUGAUGGAAACCACUGGUUUUCCCCUUUAAGAAACCUUCAACGUUGUAGCGACCUGUCCAUGGCCUUUUUUUUAGUACAGGGUUACUGUGUUUUCCAUUUCAAUGUACACAAAUGUCAACACAUGUUAACAAUAUCAGUGGCUGCCAUAAAAAGUUACUGUUGAUCAGUAUAAGAACAUUUUUGUGCAUGACUGUUAAAACCUGCCUCCUCAAUGUGUAUAUACUGUAACAGCAAAACGCCUCAGAUGUAAAUUGUCAUUGCGAUGCAAUAUUCAAAGAAUAAAAAUUUUGUCUAUUCCUGCAGCUA
Messenger RNA from Syngnathoides biaculeatus (alligator pipefish), 2586 nucleotides. RefSeq names its product family with sequence similarity 167 member B (gene fam167b). NCBI's taxonomy places the organism in Eukaryota, Metazoa, Chordata, Actinopteri, Syngnathiformes, Syngnathidae. The transcript is spliced from 2 exons. The coding region runs from base 1 to 543 and encodes 180 amino acids. The record is from RefSeq and is a predicted model, not a curated record.